CGACGAAGAAGAUUAGCAGUAGCUUUUUCUUGUUGAACCACUUAGCAAAAAAAUGCCAGUGCCAGUCCUUCCGCUCAAAGAGGAUCUCACCAAAAGUUCUCAACAGCAGGAUCCUGAGAGGAUUGCCCGCGCUGCUUGCCAUGCUGCUGCUUUCAACGCCGUUCUUUCGCAUCAAACACGUGGACAUGAACAAGUGACCGAGACAGCGAAGACGUCUACUACUAAACAGCGUAACUACGCGCGUCAUGUGUGCGAGACGACAUUUACGCGAUUGCGACAAGCACGCAGUAGAGCCUGGCAUUGGUCACGGCAAACUGGAGAUACAAAAAUUAAGGCAGAUGUUCAUGAUCGUGAUAUAAUGAUUAAGUCUCAGUUUUUUUUCGUUUUCCCUUCCCCGUGAUCCGGAAAAAAUGAAAGUUGAACUCAAACAGGUCGAUGAUUUAUCGUUACCAGGUCGAUGAAGAUUAUUUAUCGUUGUCGACCGCUCUAAUCACAGGCGCGCAGUUGCUCGGGCAACCAUACGUGGCGAAUCCUAUCUCAAGUACAAGAACCGCGUAUCCAAACCCUAUCCAUAUCCUAUGUUCUUGUCGUCUUCAAAACAAAAAGCGUCUUCGGCCUACAAUCCGGAUCAACAACGCCUGGACCUCGAGUCAUUGUCAUCCGAUGGAGCAAUAAAUGAUCAGGCCACGACAGGAAUGGGAGAUCCUGUUGGAGGGCAGGCUUGGGUGAAGGCCAGACUGGCUAGACCCUUGAGGAUGCCAAUGCCCAGUCAGAGCGCGACGCUAAUCAUAAACGGCCUGUGCAUCAAUGCCUACCCAACUCUGAAGCUCAUCGUCCGGAGUGAGAAUCGCAGCUGGAAACAUGCGCUGAGGUAUGCGCCGAAAGACCCUAGUGGACUGACGUUUCUAGAAAAGGACGCAUGGGAAGUCGUUCGACUGGGACUGGCUAUGUGGCUGCAAAACGAGCAUAUUCUCAGCACGAAAGAGGAAGACGAAGAGGAUAGAGAAUGGCAGAAGGAGAAGUAUCUGGCGAGUAUUAGGACACAGUCUUUCGACUUUGAGUUUGACAUUUGUUUAUUGUACUUUCUACUCACUUGUUGUAACAUCAAGACGAUGGGCAACCAAGUUAUGAAAGUAAUACUUACGUAGAAGAUCGUCGUACUCGAUGAACUAGUCGACAUUCUUAAUGUGAGCAGCCGACGUUGGAGUCAACUUUAAUACUCUCGAAAAUCGAGGAGUUGACAGGGACCGAGACGCGAAAGCGACACACUUAGAAACGCAAGAAUGGAACCAGCUUCAAGAACUAGGCGUGCCCACGCAAUUGGGUUCACCAGCAAAGCUAAAUCAUCACGCUUCUGCGUCGAGCAGUACAGGUGGUGGAGAUGAGAAGAACAGAACGCCAUUGCUGAUGAGGCCACUCUAUUCGGGUGUCAGAGUCUUGCGCGUCAUUCAAGGCAAGUACAAUCCAAAGCAUGGCUGCAAUUUUGUGCCGUCUUUAAGGCUACUUUUUCACUCUGCCACGUGCUCUUGUCGUGAGAUGUCGACGUGAGUACUAGACUCUCUUUGUUCAGGGCUACACAUACUAGUCGGGACCAAGAACUACGAAGGAGAAGGACUCACUUUCACUCAACUUACUAUGGUCGGAGAAUAUUGAAAAGAAAAAGAAACGCCACCUCUAUCUCUAACGCCUCCAGACCAACGACGUGGAGCAAGACAGUCACCAGACGGCGUCGAACUAGCCUUGACCUUAUUUUUCGACAAUUACCAUCCUGCAACAGCUACCCAGAUUGCGACUGAGUUGUUUGCUCCCCAGAACACCUACUUGGCUAGUGGAUCCAUGCGCGUCAUUUCAUCGCAGUGGGAAACUAGAUACAACACCUACGACAAGACUGCCCCAGAUGGAGGCGAAGAUGCUCCAUUUCCAGAUGAGCAGCAGCAAGAUGAAGAAGAAGAAGGAGAUUGGAGAACAACUAGUGCAGACACGUCGAGUACGACAACAGGUAGUUCUUAUUCUAUGAUGAAGGACUACGUCGAUAAGAACUCAGCUCACAAGAGCAAGCACGUCCCCAAAAGCAAGAGCAAUACUACUUCUGGCACAUCGCUUCGUGCAGCACAACUGUCACACCAAGAACUACUCAAUGCUUUGGCGAGGCGCGUACGCAACGAAGGGUAUGACAGUCUCGUAGUGGAGAUCCCGAGGCCUCUUAGACAAUAUGUCAGGGAGAGUCGCCGGAUGCAGCAGGGUAAAGCUGGCGUCUUCCUCGCAGAGCCGGGACCUUACAUUACCAACUGCCAUGUGUACGCGUCAGAGCAGACAAGAUACAGCAAACGGCCAUCCGCUGGAUUUGUCAAGAUCGCCAUACUUAAGGGAGGGAAGACAGUUCUGAGUCGUUUUUUUUACUCUGGUUUUUCGAUUUUGCCGAAGAAAGAAUAGAUAUUGACAUUUUUAGUAUUUUCUUCUUAGUUGUAAACAUGCUCAUAUUUUUCUAACAUCAGUGAAAGUUGUACCUUCCAAAAUGGACAGUACUUGUUACUGCGAUUCCGCUAUCCGAUAGCAGACUUGCCGCACGUCGCACUGGCAGCAGGCGGGCUUCACAGACUGCUCAGUGUGCCACCGCAAACGACGCAUCGGCCUGGGACGAUUACUACUGCUGCAAGUACAUUAUGGACGAGGCGACGGGUAGACCGACAUUGUCUAGAUGAUUUUUUAACCAAGUAGCCAAAUCAUGAUGCAAGAACGUAGAAGACGUACCAUACAUCAUGAAAUGGAAAUUUAGAUUUUCCUCCAGUACAACUGCAUCUAAAAUCUCUAAUCCCAAUAACCUGGACAACUCUUUUGUACCAAUUUGGAGCCUUCCUGGGGAGUGCGAGAGAACUCCUGCCAUAUCUCAGGGACACAGAACUAGGCUUCUCAUUUGGCGAAAGCAAGAUUGAUUGGGGCUUAGCAAACGCGGCAAAGAAGAAAAUGUUGCUGACAAAUUCUGCGGAAACAGAAGCGAGCGUUGUUAGGAAGCAGGAGCAGCGUUCUUUAUGAAUGUUAAAGUUCUUGUGGAGGUAGUGAUAGAGGAGUUAUUGGCUCCUCUGAAUGUGCAUGCCGUUGCAUUUGUAUCGAUGCAUCUUUCAGGCCGAUCUCGUCCACAGUCUCGUCACUCCCUUACUCUCUCUCAGUUUUUUCUAACUUGUUCAUCUAGAUCUAGUACGACCAAAAGAAAGCCGCCAGCUGUUCCAGUUGUGGAGAAAAAACAGCUUAUGCAGCCUCGUGUGGAAUUUCCGCGACCCUUUGCCAAAGAUGAGCGCGACUUGUUACUCAGAGGCAAGACCGACACUCUCGCACAGACGCCCUUCGUCAAACUCCAUUGGUUGGGGAGAGCAGUAGCAGAAGGAGCUUCCACGUAUUCCCUAGAAGUCGCGGGAGAGGGAGCAAGGACGUUAUCUCCCGAGAGGCAGAAGAGAAUCGAGGAACAAGAGACGAAGUUGAAGAAACGGGCUCGACCCCUUCGACCUCUUGCCAUCUUCAACCGAGAACGAAGAGUGCACAUCACUCGCGCGCUGCGCCCCACAGCUUCGUCGUUGAAUGAUGGGCAGCAGUGGCUGCUUCCGGAAAAAGUAAAAUUCCACUAUGGUUGCGACCAAGCGUUAGCAAGUAACGGAUUUCGCCUAGAUGUGCACCAUUUGAUGAACAAAAUGGUGGCUUCCUCGGCUGGGGGUGUGGUAAUUGACGUGGCUUUGGGUUCAGGACCCGGUAUCACCACAGCAUUUGGAGGGAUGACUACGGCCUCAGUGGUUUCGAAAAGAUUGCGAGCUUCUAAGAAACCCGAUAGUACAAAGAUCAACAAUCGCAAUCCUGUAGUGAUAAGCACUAGCACUAGCAGUUCCACCAGCCACACGGUUUCUUCUAUUGUGAAGCACAGCAAGGACCCGGAUAUCAACAAGAUUAUCAGGGAGACAAAUGUUUAUGCUACAUUUUUUGCAGCAUUGAGUCCUUUUGGUGAUCCCGCGAUGGCACCCUGGGCAAAGAACAGCAAAGAGAAAACUAAGACGCUCUACAUCGAUCCCAAAGCGGCCAAGCCACAGCCAGUUUGGGUAAACUUUCGUCCUGUGCCGCGACGCGGUGUCAAGCUCAUGGAUGGGGACAUCGUAGACCUUGUGUCUCCUUUCAAUCCCACAAUCACGGACUUUCCACCCUACAUUUUCCGUUUCAGAGUGGAAUAUGGUCUGAGGGCGCCGAUUUGCAACGCCUUGAUUGACCACCCAUGCCUACGGAGUCUCCCUGCUGUGCCGAAAGAUGAAUUUGUUCACCACGAGAACAGGAAACUUCUGCCGACAAACUUCUCCGCGAAGCCAUCUUCUUCUUCAGCUUCAUUACGCCCUACCUCCAGUAAAAAAGCAGCCGCUCUCGGAGGUUUGAAUCCGUCGAUACCUUUUUCAGGUGGUGCCAGUAGUAGUAAAGACGCAGCAGGAGCGAACAAAAGCGUAAGAUCCGAGAUUCCUUGGUUGGAUUUGUCAACGAUAUUCUGUGACCAUAACUUGCAUCUCUUGAUGCCUGAUAAAGAUACAUCUUCAAGGUCGUCAUCUUCGUCUGCGAUGUCAUCUCAUUCGAAUGCGACAGCGCUUUUCUGCAGUAAGAGCAAAAGCAAUGAUGCAAAUUUCCUGUCAGUGGGAGGUGUGUCUGCCGAGGACAUUCAGCGCGUGAUCGACGAGGAAAGGGAUAAGAUUUAUCUGAAAAUGAAGAAGCAGGAGAGGCGCGUGGUGGAUCAGCCGCGUGAUGAACAAGGAGAUGACGAAAACCUCCUUGACGUGGAGAAUAAGCGGAGAAAAUUAGAAAGCAACGAAGUCGAAGGCUCGAAAUCGAAGACAACAUCCAAUAAUUCCAAUUCCAGCAACUCGUCAAGCGAUGAGUCUCAAUCUUCUACGCCAUCCUGCAUGCCUGAACUUCUUCUACCGCCAGACGAGGCAGCCUUACGCAUAUUCAAUCCAAAGAAAGCGCAUACACAGAGUAAGGCAAAAGCGCUUACACAGAGUAAGGCGAAAGCGCCUGCGCCAGGGUUCGCUCAUCUACCUCCGAGUAGCAGUAGGGGCGUUGGAUUUUUUCCACCACCCGCUGCCGAAGUAUUUCCAGCACCGCUUACAACUAGUAAUAUUAUGAAUGCAGCAGCAAGCUUUCCGACUUCACACUCAAAACAAAGUGGUGCUCUUCUACGGCCACAACUACAAGGGCAAGCUAGAAGUACAUCUUUGUCUUCUUCAACAUCCGUGAAUCUUCAGAGUAAUGUCCCACUACAGCCGCCUCCGCCACCUGGAGCAAUGCCACCACCAAGCCUGCCCCCACCACGUAGGAGAACACCUUCGAAUUUGCAGCCCACUCGUGCUCCGAAUUUGACAGCUCAUGACCUGUUGUUUGGUUCUGAUGAGAAUGCGACACAGGGUUCUUGAAAGCUAAAAAGACAAAUGCGAUUGCAGCUGAGCAGCUGUAUUGCUUCGAGAUAAGUAGAAGAACCACCUAAGUAAUUAGUGCAAUCACAACCACAAGAACCUCAUCGUGGAAGAUCAUUAUACUUUCCGAGUGUCUCUGGGUCUCGUGAACUUCUAGAUGGUCGCGCUCGCGUGUCGUUAUUCUCGACUUGGUCCUAAGACCUUGAUGGAAGUGUUCUCAUGCCCAGACAUGCUUUGGACUCUUC
Molecule: messenger RNA, 5677 nt
Organism: Amoebophrya sp. A25
Lineage: Eukaryota; Dinophyceae; Syndiniales; Amoebophryaceae
Source: the annotation of a GenBank genome assembly